CCUUGAGCAACAGCAGCGAAUAAGGAUUGGUAGUGGAGAAGAAAGUGAUGAUAGGGAGAUAAGAGUAUGGUUGGAAGUGUUUGAUGACUCCUCACAGAAAAUUAAGAGGAGAGAAAAUUGCAGUAUCUCCCAACUAUCAAUGGCUCAAUAUAGCGACCUUUCAUAGACAAAAAAGAAAAUAGGUCGAAGAGGAAAGCCAACAGGCCGAGAAGAUAAGACCUUAUCCCAACAAAUUGAAAUUGAUCUGUCUCAGACAAAAGAGCUCUGAGCUGAAUUGUCAAAGAAAGAUACCCUCAAGAAAGGAAGAAGAGGGCUAGCCCAUGGUAUUAUCGGAUUUUCACUAGAAGAUAUAAGAAAAGUUCAUAAAGUCAAGUCUGAGUAUAAUUCAACAACUUUUGGUGAAAAUAGUCUAGGAAAGAUGUUCACUUGUUUAGAUGUCUCUACUAUAGUUGGAGGAAUGAUUAAAAACUAGUGCUCACAUAAAGAAGAUAAUGAAGAUGCAAGAUCUUCCUUAACACUUUUAUUUAUGUCAGGAAAUGCCAUAUUCGCCCCCAUUUGAAAGGAUUAUCUCUG
Messenger RNA from Moneuplotes crassus, 573 nucleotides. The record is from the annotation of a GenBank genome assembly. Lineage: Eukaryota; Ciliophora; Spirotrichea; Euplotida; Euplotidae.